AUGCUGCGGGGAUGCCGGAUCAGUAGGGGAGGAGCCAGUACUGCCCCAGGGGACCGGGGGGGUGGAGGCCACAACGUCAUUGGGCGGGGCUGCAGCAACGGGCGGGACCCCAAAGGGGGGAAAGACCUGUGGGGGUUUCCAUGCGGACCGGUGCGCAUGGGCCAUCUGGCGUGUGCAGCACGGGGCCCCGUCAGCGCAUCAGGACCCCCGCCCGGUGGAGCUUACAACCCAGACGGGACCAUCAGGAAGGGAGGGGUGGUCCUCACCCGUACGCUGUCCCGGGGGUUUCCCAUCCUGGAUCCUUCCACUGCCCCUGAAAAAAGGGUUUUUCAGGAACAGUGCAAAUGCGUGAAAUUUUCAGCUCUACCUCCGGAAGGCCUGAAGGGGAACCAGGACGGGGGGGCGGCGGCGGGACAGCGGCCUGUCUCUGCUACCUACUGGGGCCUGUGCCCCCUCCCGUGCUCCCUCCCCCCUGGUGCUGUCUCUCCCCGGUCUCCCCCCUCCCCGGCUGCUGCCUCCCCCAUGGCUGCUGUGCCCCCUGCAUGGGGGCCCCUCCCGCCCGUGCCCCCCUCCUGGCUGCAGAUGUGUUGGGGCGUGGAUGAGUCCCGGGACCCGGCUGGACAGGGGGGGACAGGGGACAAUAUUUCGGCCCCUUUGGGAGGAACUGCUUCCCCACCCACCCGCAGGGGUGGUCUUUGCCGCAAGAACCCCCAGACAACGGGGGGGGAGGUUCAGGGUCCUAAGAAAGGGGAGGAGUUCCGCGGGGGUGGAGAGCAAGAGGGACUGGCAAGGUUAGGGGUUGACCCCGUCCUGGGGGACCCGCCGAUCAGGCGGGUAUUCUGGGGGCGAGGUCUGCGAAGCCCCCAUGAGUGGUGGAGUGGCCACACCCCCCUGGUCCAGGGAAAGCAAGGGGUGCAGAGGGAAAGGGAUGCGGUGGUCAUGCAGGGGCUGGACUGCCCAGUCGACUGUCUGUGGCGGUGCCCCUCCCACAGCCAAAAACGGGCCCUGUCGCACCCCCCAAAACUGGCCGGUCCAUACACCCGCCACAGCACCGGGGCCAACGGGGAAAGACCAAACCCCCACACACCCGCAGUCGCCCCCCAAAAACCCACAACCCCGCAGUCGCCACCAACCCCAGUCGCCCCACCACCCGCAUGCCACCCCAAAACACACACACCCGCCAAUGUGGGUUGA
This is a messenger RNA of Eleginops maclovinus (Patagonian blennie), 1194 nucleotides long. Its product is annotated as basic salivary proline-rich protein 1-like. The coding region runs from base 1 to 1194 and encodes 397 amino acids. The transcript is spliced from 6 exons. The record is from RefSeq and is a predicted model, not a curated record. NCBI's taxonomy places the organism in Eukaryota, Metazoa, Chordata, Actinopteri, Perciformes, Eleginopidae.